CGCGAAUUGGGUAAAUGCUAACACGACCAAUUAAACGAAAGCAAAAGAAAUGCGUCCGUAUAAAUAGUAAGCUUGCAUUAAAUUAGAGAAAACUCUUUAAAAAUGACAAAACUACCACUGAAAUGAUAUUAACGCGAUUAAGUCAAAUAAUGAAAACUCCGUGGCAACUGAUAAGUUUGUAGGAACUGUAUGUAAAAUGUAAGAAAAUUGAGUAUGAAUAAAGGUUUCGCUACAUAUUCGCGACGAUUGAAGUAAUUGCGUGCGUAAAUGAAAUUUCUUAAAUCACGAAUGUGGAUUGCAAAUGGCACAUUAAAAUAACUACUCAAAGUAAUGAUAUUUGGAAGAUAAUAUUAUCGCGAGCAAAAGCAAAAAUUGGAAAAAUAUAACUUAUGUGGAAUUCUCAGUUAAUCAGUAGAUCAUCUAACGCUGUAAUAAUUGAACGGAAUCAUAACUAAGACUAGAAUAAUUUCAUACAGUUACUUCCCAACUUGCUUUUAACCGUGAUAAAUGAAAAGAAAUGAAAUAAUUGCAAGUUAAACCCAAUGCUUGCUUGGCUUGUGUAUCUGCUGUGAGUAAUUUAUGGUUGGGUGCCUUUGAAAUGGUAAAAAGUGUUACGUUGCAAAUUUUGAUUUUAAGAGCUAAGCUUUGAGUAGUUACUAAAAAUGCAAAAACAAAUAAUGCACUGAGCAAAUAUUAAUAUAUUCAAAACCAAAACCGGGUAUAUUCUCUGGAUGACACACAAGUUUGUGCCAAUAACGCAAAUAAUUUAAGAUAACAAAGUUAAAACGCAAACUUGGCAAAUAAUUUCGCUAUUCAACGAGGUCCAUAGUGCUAAUACAUACAUAGUAUGGGACAUUUUUCCGGCAUUUUUGUGCAAUGAAAUUUUUCAUCAGUUACCUGUAUUUUAAAAUGCUCAAUAAAAGCUUUGAAAGCUGCGCAUAGUAAAAACCAACGUUAAGGCAACUUACGCAUUUACGAAUGCAAAAUUUAAAGGUUCACAUACAAACCGAAAAGCAAUAAACACAAAUAUAAAACAACAUAAAAUAAAAAUAAUAAUAAAAAAAAAAAUAAUAAUAAAAUAAAAAAAUAAUAAAAUAAAAAAAAAAUAAUAAAAAAAUAAAUAAUAAAAAAAAAAAAAAAAAUUAAAAAAAAUUAAAUGUAUGGAAACGAAACCCCUUCAACAACACUCAUAAAUAAAUCAAUCAACUCAAAUUCUUUUAUACACCGUCUUCCGUACAAGCGAGUGCAAAUUUCAAAGAGGAGUGAGAAAAGAAAAGCACAUCAUCAGCGCUGACAUCAGCAGCUUCCAACUCAUCAAUGCCACUAGCAGUGAGGACUCAAAGCAAAGCAACAACAAUCGUCUGCUAGCAAUUGGCAUAAAUUACUUAAGCAAAUAAAAUGUGUUGUGUGUAGCAAAGCAAUAACCGAAACGGCGACGUCGUUAAAACGCGGAACAUUGGCUGGUGCACAUUUGAAUUGCUUGGCAAAGUUAAAAGACACCACUUGAAAUUAAAUGCAUACAGCUCUUGAGCGUCACAGCAGCGGUAGCAGGCAGUCAACAGCCGUGCGCCAACGGCAAAUAGCAAAAAGUGAAGGAGUAAAGAAGAACAGCAGGCAACAGCAAUAGUGAAAUGUCAAGUGUUGGCAACACGGCUAAUUCGUGGUGUUGUCAUUAGAAAUAUAUAUAACACUUUAGCAAAAGAAAAAGAAAAAAACUCAUUUAAAAGUAAAAGUAACUAAAAUAGCAGUAAACAACAAAAACAACCACUUGCAUGCACAGAUAUCGAAUAAACACAAAUCAAAUCGCAUUAGCAUUGUAACGCGCUCUCUAGGUAACCAAACAAGUGGAAUUCUCGUCGCGCGUGCUCAAAAACCAGAAGAAAAACGCGCUUUGACGCCAACGUUGCGCUGCUCUCUAUCUUCUUAGCCACUAUUCAAAUUGUAUUGACGCUCUUUGCCUCCAGUUUGCUCUCUAUUUUCGGUGGUUUCGCAUUUUUUUUGUUUUUCGUAUUUUGUUGUAUUAAUUUUUCUUUAUUUUUUUGUUUGUUUGCGUUUCGUGCGUUCUUCUUUGAAUGCUCAACCACACUGCCAUGGUGGCCGAUAGUGAAUUACAGUUACGCGAUUUCGAUGGCGAAACCGAAGACUCUGACUCUGAGACUGAAUUACUCAUACGCCACAGUGGACGCGGCCAACAAGCGAAACGCGGGAGCAUUGCCACCUCGCGCUACUAUCUCCAUGAUUACUCAACAUCUCAGCCGACGUCAGCGGCGACAUCAUCGUCUACCAGCAGCAAAACGACGACGGGCUUCCUCAGCCAUUUGUUUGGCAACACAACGAACAGUCUUGGCCGCGCUGCCGGGCAAGUACGUCUCAGAAAUGAACGUAGUCGCGAGCGCGAUAAAUACGCAAGAACGAAACAGCAACAACAACAGCAAGCAAGAACAACGGGACAUAGUUUUGGCGGUUUCGAUACGGGAUUGGGUACGUCUGCGAAACUGGCGAAAUUGGCGCAGACAACGCAAACGUCGUAUCGCGGUAGCGGCGGUGCGACAAGUGGGGUGGACGGUGUGUCCGGACACGGUGUCACAGAGUCUGUAGCACUUGGUGUGCGUAGCCAAAGUGGUGGUGGUGGUACUCAUAAACGUUUUGAGGCGACAGGCGCCACUGUCGCUGCAAGUGAAAGUGCUAGCGGGGGUGGCGGUAUUGGUGGUGGGGCGGGUGUUGUGCUACAGCAAACAGUAUUGGAUGCUGAAAACGGUUCUACAACCGUCUAUUACCAGAAGAAUCGACGACGCAGUAAACGCAGAUCUUUGGCGAAUCUCUGCAAAAUGUGCCUGUGCGGCUGCUGGCGUAAAUGGUUUUCGCCACGCGAGUUGCGCGCGCGCACCGUCCAUUUGGGCCGUGCGACUACAGAAAAAUUCCCACCGAACGAGAUACGCAAUCAAAAAUACAAUGUGAUCACGUUCCUGCCGCUCGUGCUCUUCGAGCAGUUCCGUUUCUUUUUAAAUCUCUAUUUUCUGUUGAUGGCAUUGUCACAAUUCAUACCCGACAUACGCAUUGGCUAUCCAUACACCUAUUGGGGUCCACUCAGUUUCGUGCUAAUGGUGACGAUCGGUCGUGAAGCGGUCGACGAUUUGCGGCGACAUCAACGUGAUCACGAGGUGAAUUCACAGAAAUACAAGAGGCUAACGGUAAACGAGACGCCAGGGUACGAGAUGGUGCCCUCCUCGAAGCUGAAAGUAGGCGAUAUGAUAAUUGUGGAGAAAAACGAGCGGGUGCCUGCCGAUUUAGUGCUCUUGCGCACCAGUGACAAGAGUGGUUCUGUCUUUGUGCGCACCGAUCAACUGGAUGGUGAAACUGAUUGGAAACUACGCUUGGCAGUGCCGCUCACUCAGAAGCUGAACAAGGACUCGGAUUUGUUUCAUAUUGACGCGAGCGUUUACAUUGAGAAGCCACAAAACGAUAUACACUCAUUCAUAGGGACCUUCUCGAUGCAGGAUGGCGGUGAGGAAACCGGCCUCAAUGUCGAGAAUACGCUCUGGGCAAACACAGUUGUUGCUGCAGGCACAGCCACUGGCAUUGUGAUCUAUACUGGCUGUGAAACGCGUAGCGUAAUGAAUAACUCGCAGCCGCGGUCAAAAGUUGGACUGCUCGAUAUGGAGAUUAAUGGUCUAACGAAGGUGCUCUUCUGUGCCGUGCUCGGCCUCUCGCUCGUCAUGAUGAUGCUCAAAGGUUUCAGUGGCCCCUGGUAUCGUUACAUGUUCCGCUUUGUGUUACUCUUCUCUUAUAUUAUACCUAUAAGUUUGCGUGUUAAUUUGGACAUGGGCAAAGCCUUCUAUUCGUGGCAAAUGCAAAAUGAUCCUGAAAUUCAAGGCACUGUGGUGCGUUCGACAACCAUACCCGAGGAGCUGGGACGUAUAUCGUAUGUGCUGACGGACAAGACCGGCACGCUGACACAAAAUGAAAUGGUCUUCAAGAAGAUACAUUUAGGCAUAGUUUCACAUGACAAUGAUACAUUUCAUCACAUCGGUCAGAUAAUACAAACGCUAGCGCCCACAAUACUGGCACAAAGUGCACCAGGUGGUAGUGGUGGCGGUGUGGGUGCUAGUGGCGGAGCCGGUGAACAGCAGCAGCCAACUCUAAUUAUUUCAACCAAACCGAUGUAUUCGGGUAAUCGUAUGCGUCAUCCGGAGGGCUGGCGUGAGUGGGAGGCGGUAAAAGCGUUGGCGCUUUGCCACAAUGUCACACCGAUCACCGAUGAGGAUGAUAACAAAUCGGUGUCCACAUCAUCGACUUACACAUCGUCAGCAGGUGGUUCCACUUCGCCUACAAAAUCUGUGAUAAACGUCGAAUCGAGCGCCACGGAGCACCAGUAUCAGGCCUCGUCACCAGAUGAGAUUGCGCUGGUUAAGUGGACCGCAGAGGUUGGCUUGACGUUGAUUGCACGCGACAUUAACUCCAUGACUUUGCAAAUGAAAACUCGGAAAACCAAAGGUGAAUCUCAAGAUGGUCUACUGCAAUUCCAAAUUCUCCAGCUCUUCCCCUUCACCAGCGAGAGCAAACGCAUGGGCAUCAUUGUGCGCGAUUCAGGCUCCGGCGAAAUCACCUUCUAUCUCAAGGGCGCCGAUGUCGUCAUGUCCUCCAUUGUGCAGUACAACGACUGGCUGAGCGAAGAGUCGGGCAAUAUGGCGCGUGAAGGCCUGCGCACCUUGGUUGUGGCCAAAAAAGUGCUCUCGGAGGAGCAGUACAAUGAUUUUGAGACACGUAUUAGUGCGGCACGUCUCAGCGUCUCUGACCGCGUAGCCAAAGUGGCUGCUGUGAUUGAGUCGUUGGAGCGCGAAAUGGAGCUACUCUGCUUGACAGGUGUUGAGGACCGCCUGCAGGAAGGCGUACGUCCUACACUCGAAUUGCUGCGCAAUGCCGGCGUGCGUGUAUGGAUGUUGACGGGUGACAAGCUCGAAACCGCUUGCUGUAUCGCGAAGUCAUCACAGCUAAUUGGCCGCAAUCAGGGUCUGCAUGUGCUGCGCUCGGUGACGACACGCACAGAGGCACAUGUCGAGUUGAAUAACUUCCGUCGCAAACAAGGGCACGCAUUGGUUAUUUCGGGUGAAUCGCUCGAAGUUUGUCUACAAUACUAUAGACCAGAAUUUCUUGAGCUCGCCACCGCCAGUCCGGCGGUCGUAUGCUGUCGCUGCAGUCCCACACAGAAAGCACAAGUCGUACAGCUCAUUCAGCAUCAUACGGGCAAACGCACCUGUGCGGUGGGCGAUGGUGGUAACGACGUCAGCAUGAUACAACAGGCCGAUGCUGGUGUGGGUAUUGAGGGGCGUGAGGGACGACAAGCUUCGCUCGCUGGUGAUUUUAGCAUACCACAAUUCUCACAUAUUGCCAAACUGUUGUUGGUGCACGGACGGCGCUCGUACAAACGUUCAGCAGCGCUCUCACAAUUCGUCAUACAUCGCGGUCUGAUUAUAACAACGCUACAAGCGGUCUUCUCCGCUGUAUUCUAUCUCAGCUCGGUGGCGCUGUAUCAAGGUUUCCUCAUGGUUGGCUACUCGACGCUGUACACAAUGUUUCCCGUAUUCUCUUUGGUGCUAGACCAGGAUAUCACAUCGACUACUGCUGUCACCUAUCCGGAGUUGUAUAAGGACCUGUCGAAGGGGCGCAGUUUGAGCUACAAGACAUUCUUCAUCUGGGUGCUAAUUAGUAUAUAUCAGGGCGGUGUGAUUAUGUAUGGCGCGCUUAUACUGUUCGAGGAUGAAUUCAUACAUAUUGUGGCGAUUAGCUUCUCAGCGCUCAUUAUGACCGAACUGAUAAUGGUGGCGUUGACGGUGCGCACUUGGCAUCGUCUCAUGGUAUUAGCUGAGCUCUUCAGCUUGGCGCUCUACUUGAUUUCGUUGGCUGUACUGCAUGAGUAUUUCGAUUGGGAGUUUAUCUGGUCGUAUGAUUUCCUGUGGAAGGUCUCCAUCAUUACGCUUGUUUCCUGCUUACCGUUAUAUAUUAUAAAAUUCUUGCGCAAGAAGUGCUCGCCGCCAUCAUAUUUAAAGUUGUCGUAAAGAGACGCGAAGAAAAAAGAGAUGAUACGUUUUUACGCACUCAAUAUUCGUUAACAAUUUCUUCCUCUUCUUUUUUUUUGUAAUAUACCACUAAGCAAUUUUAGCUUUAAGUUGACCCAUGUUGUUGUUAAGAUCAUUUAAUUUGCCUUUUAAGUUUUAUAGAUAUUUUAUACAAAAAAAAAAAGAAGAAAAAUAUGCAUUUGAAGAGUCAACUAAUUUUGUAAGAAAAUAAUCAAUAAUGCUUGCUUGAAAAAGUGUAUAGCAAAGAAAAAAAGCUCGUAUUUUGUUUAACCAAUCUCAGCAAUUCUCUUAUAUUAUUCUGCUGAUAAUAAUUUUUAUGUUUUAUGGCGGAGACACCCUGGUCUUCGGCCGAAGUCCAAUUGUAACUAUUUUCAUUGCUCCUUCGCCUUAAAUGAUGAUUGUGUUAUUGUUAAACAAAUUUUGUGUUUAUUUUAACAAAAACAGAAAAAAUGAAAAGAAGCAAAAAAUAAAUAUGUGAAAAACACUUCCUCCUGAGUCGCUCAUACUUCGUAAACAAUUCUGAAAAGCCAACAGGCAUGAGUGAGCUCUUUCUAUAGAGAAAAAUAAAAGUUGAAGCAAAAAUUUGAAGAAUUUGUAAGAUUAUAUAAAUCAGACUGUGUUGUUAGUUGGUAAUGUAUGUACGUCGUAGGUGACUUUUAAUAAUAAUUCAUAAUAAAUGUAUUAAAUGUAAUAUUGGCAAAAAUGUGUAUUGACGACUGGCAAGCAAAAGUGUCAACUAUUUUCAAAUCAGUGUUAAUAUAAGAGAAUAUAUUGUUAAUUAAUUACAUAAAUUAGGUUAGUUGCAUUGCAUGAGGCGGUAAGAAAUCGAAAGAAGAAAAGGUUAAAUAGUUACGAAGCAAAUAAAUAAUAACGAGUAGUGACAGACGGCAAACAGUAGUUGCGAACAAAAUUUAAAUAUUUUUUUUUUUUGUUUAAGUUAAACGAGUGGCUUAUGCAGCAAAUUACAGUUAAGUAUUUAUAUUACAAAAUGACAUAUACACAAGUAAAUAAAUCAAAGCAUUUUAAUUCACAAAACUGUAUAGGUGAGAGUUGAGCGAGCGUCCCAUGCACAACUUGCCGGAGUUGAUUAAGUUGUUCAAGCAGUUGAAGAAAAAUCAAAACUUAACUUAGUUUGUUUUGUACGUCGUUAGCGCGAAGUGGCUUGCAAAAAAUGCCGCAUUUGGCGUUAAAACAGAUGGUGAAAAGAUGUCAAAGGUGAGCUACUUAAUCGGGUCUGUGCGAAACUGAUAGACGGCUGACGUCACUUGCGGUCACAAAGCAGUUUGUUUACGAAAAAAUGUGUGUUAGUGAUAUACGAACAAAAUUAACCAAUGACACUUCGUUGUUGUCUGAGCAACGAAUAAUUGGCCGAGUGUGUGAAUAUGUGUGAAAUGAUCGUGCAGCACUCGGCUGCCGAAUGCACAAGUGACGUAGCAGUCAAAGUUCCCCUCACCAUUUUUUUUCACGAUAGCAAAAUAGCAAACCUGCAAGAAUGAUAGAAUACCAGGUUUGCUGUUGUUGUUGUUGUAGCAGCAUAAAAAUUUCCCCAUACUUACAUACGGUGAAUGCUGCUGGAGUGACAGUCCUUGGCCGGAUAUAAAUCCGGGUCGUUUCGGUAACGUAGAACCGACUGUCAUGGAAACGACCAUGGUGGACCAGGUUUGCUCGUUAGGUACGGUGAAAAAAAUUUUUUUCAAGGGGAACUUUGGAUUCUACGUCACUUGGCCUGUGUGUUGUUGAUUUGUUGAUCACUACCACAAUGAAUUGGCCAUCCGUGGAUCAGCGGCUCCCCGCACAAGGGCCAGAGCCAAUAAUCGGAAUCAGUUCCGCAGGAAUCAUGAAUUGGAUCAGCGAUUAUGUACGCAAUCUACAUAAAGAGCGAUGGUCCGGUCUACAUAGAAUGCUGCAGAACUGCAAAGUGUUUUGUGACAGAACUGCGUGUUUUGUGACAAGUCCGAACAGAAAACUUUCAACUAAAACUUGGAAGGAAAGACGUUCCGUUGAUGGUCGGUAUCAUUAUAGGACACAACCCAUGGGGUCAGCAUAUGACCACCAUUGGAAUCAUUGAGGACCCAAUGUGCCUGUCGUGCUUAGAGGAGGCGGAUAGCACUGAGCACUUUCUCUGUCAGCGUCCUGCCUUUGCUAGAGCACGGCUACGAGUUUUGGGUUCCGAUGUCGUAAGAAUGAGUAAAGUUCCUUCUCUAAAACUGGGGGAUAUUUACAGAUUUGUCAAAGAAUCUGGAAAAUUCUCAUAGGACUAACUAUCUCUAUCUCUGUCUCUAUUCUUUCCUAUCUCUUUCUCUGAUACUUUUCUCCUUCCCUCCUUGACUAUCUACCCUCUUUCUGCAGCUUUAAAUACGAUGGUCUUUUUAGCCUGAGUGUUUUAGGAGCCACCAAAUCUCCUGGUGCUCCUUGGCUCGACCUUUUCCAAUUUCAAUUUUCAUCACAAUCUAAAUUUUGUUAAAAACAUCCCAAGUGACAUUCAGUACAUCUGUUAAAUUCGCUCAGAGCCGAAUAAUGGUCUGCUACAUUGUAAACCUUUAGAAAUCUUUUCACCAUGGCAAACCUGCUAAUCUAUCGUCCUUGGAAGAAACACUCGAGAUUUUUUCACCAUGACAAUUCGUCGAGCCGCACUGCAUUCGUGGCUCGUGAACAUAUGACUCUGUGCUAUCGCAGGCUAUUUGACUAAAGUGAAAAAACAGCCCUGGCGUGUUCGGGCCAUAGAAAAGAUUCAAUCUAAUUCGCUGCGUUAUCUGCGGGUCGUUUCCGAAAUAGAGGUUAACAAUUGUUUCGGGAGCAGGGAGUAAAUGUUGUUAUAAGUGAAAAAGGCACAGUGCUCUAGACAUUGCUGCGCACCUAACACCCCUCUCCCUCUGGACUCAACCUGCCGAAACAGCACGUUUUCUGGGUCUAUCGUUAGAUGAGUUGGCCGAAGACGAUCGGUGACUACAUCGCACUGACAGGGUUUAGUAAGCUGCUACAACCACAACAACAAGUGAAAAAGAGAUUACUUUGCAACAAGGCGAAUUCAUGUGAAGGCAAAGACGAAUUCAUUAAAGGUGCUGGCACUAGACCAACAACAAUGUUUUGUGCGCUUGAUUGUCAAAGUAAAGUAUUGGCAAAGUAGAACACAAAUAAUGAAUUCGCCUUGUGUCAUUCUGGGCUGACAGUCACAUGACCGCGGCAAAAUAAAACACAAAUCAGCUGUUUUACCAAUACCACCUUUAGUGGAUUCCCCUUGUUGAAGAUAAAGUUUAAUAAUUAAUCAAUCAAAAAUCAAUUUAUUUGUCGUGUUCAAAUUAUUUAAAAACUUUCAUAAUAACUUUUGAAUUUAAAUUCAUUACAAAAUUGGACACCUUUUUUAAAACUUUUUGUGGGCUAUACGUGUCUGGUCUUUUUUCGUCCUGUCCGAGUAUCCUUUUUCAAAGGUUAUGCCCAUAAAUCGAAAGAAAAUUAAGUUUCAGAAAGCUACCUGGAAGCUCGGGUCGUUAGCUAUAAUAGAAAUAUGUUAAAUUAACGCCCAAGCUCGAAAAACUCUUCUGGUCAGACCAGGGAGCCCAACGAAGAGUAAAAUUCAUUACAAAAUUUCAAUUUUCCAAUUACAAAUUUAAUUGCAAGCCGGGUAAAUCUAUUUAAGGUGAUAGCAGUAGUACAAAAACCAAUUUUGUUUUUGCUCUUUGAGCUCAAUUGUCAAAAUGAUUAUUUUUAAGGCGAAUUGGUUGACUAAAGAAAACCAAUUAUAAAGAAAAGUAAACGAAGUCUUUCGAGUGAUUUGUUUACAUUUUUCGAAAUAAUUUAUUAGUACAACUUUAUUAUUAGUAAAACUUGUUCGCGGACUUAUUAUUUACUCUUGGGCGCUGAGCAAGAAGUAAAGCCGUUGUGAUUUGCAACGGCGGAGGAUAUGGAAUAGCGUCCGACAACAAAUGCUUCCUUCCCCCAUAUUCUCUCCCUUUCUCUGUAAAUUCCGUGCAACAAGCUCUGCUCCACAUAUUUUUUUUUGCUUGUUUGGAUGGAAUGUCGAAUAAGAAUUUUCACUUCAUUUUGACACAUUUUUUGACAUAAGUGCCAAAGGCGAAUUAAUCAGCUGUUCUACUGAUAUGACCUUCUAAAGAUACGCCGUGAACGUAAGUAAUACGUUUCGUAAUCCAAUUUUGUGCUGAUAUCCGAAUGCACACGGCGAAAAAAAUCAGUUGGCCGACUGCUAUAACCUUUAAUGGUAUUGUUGUUGUUGUAUCAGUUUACUAAUUUCUGCCAGUGCGUUCUAGUCGCCAUUCCUCAUGUCUAUCUCAUCUCAACGGUAGGCCCAAGCAGCCGGUUCUACAUACCGCCAUGACUCCCGACCAAGGGAUGCCGCUCCAGUAAACUAAUCCUGUCUAGCCCUGCUCUGAACCCAUCACCUUGCUUUGAACCGGUGAAAAAAUAUUUGAAAAAUAAAUAAAUAUUGGAAAAUUUAUAAACAAAGUCACUUAUUGUAUUCCAUUACAGUAAAAUAUAUGAGCGGCAGGCUAAUCACCUACCCUGUCAGAAAUCAAAAUAGAUAAACGAAACCAAUGAAACACUGAGUCUUGUCGAGGCACUAUGGUCUCGAGAGGAGUGAGCAAGGAAACAAAAAAAAAAAAAUAUUGUAUAUGAGUAAAAAGGGUCCAAAAACAAAAAAA
Messenger RNA from Anastrepha ludens (Mexican fruit fly), 10735 nucleotides. Its product is annotated as probable phospholipid-transporting ATPase IIB. The record is from RefSeq and is a predicted model, not a curated record. Bases 2073 to 6056 code for a protein of 1327 amino acids. NCBI's taxonomy places the organism in Eukaryota, Metazoa, Arthropoda, Insecta, Diptera, Tephritidae. Gene Ontology annotation, molecular function: ATP binding; ATP hydrolysis activity; magnesium ion binding. The transcript is spliced from 11 exons. Gene Ontology annotation, cellular component: plasma membrane; trans-Golgi network; endosome. Gene Ontology annotation, biological process: retrograde vesicle-mediated transport, Golgi to endoplasmic reticulum; phospholipid translocation; endocytosis.